CUAGCUCUCUCGUUCUCUUUCCAUGUCUUUCUCCCUUCUGUGUGUGAGGACUCUGUGACAGCUUUUCCUGCUGCUUGUAGCGAACGGCUGAAAGGGAGUGAACACGCGGCUGCUUGUAAUACAAACUCAAGCUGAGUCGAAUACGCAGCUGAGCAGUCAUUGGACAGGACUGUGAAGACUCUUCUCAGUUUGGCCUGCAACGUAUUGAUGCCAUCAGUUCUGGACUAAACUUUCCAAGAAGUCUGAAGAAGUGUGUGAUGCUGUAGGAGAACAAAUCUGAGAUUUCUAUGAGACGAAGACCCAAGAUAUUCUGAGGACACAAGGCUAUAACCAGAGUGAGAAACUUAAUCCAUCUAAAAAAAACAUGAAGAGGAUCUGAUUGCUUUAUAUGGUUAGAAAACACAGUACAAAGCCAGGAUGAAUGUGAAAAGGAAGGAAAUGGAUUUCUUGAGCAACACUAUUGCUGCAUAUGCUCACAUUAAAGCCAAUCCAGAGAGUUUUGGCCUUUACUUUGUCAUCGGCGUCUGUUUUGGCCUGGUGCUCACUCUCUGCCUCCUGGUCAUCAGGAUUUCCUGCAAGCCUCGGACCACUACAGCACCCCCCAUGCCAGAGAAAAAACAGCUGAAAGACUUUAGUGAGGAGGAGGAGGAAGACGAGGACAGCGAUGAUGAGGAAGAGGAAGAUGCAGGAGGCCUGGACUCCUCCAUCCGGCACAGCACCACAGAGAUCCCCAUGAGCAACCAUCUCAUCACGCCGGAUGGGACACUGAGCAGGAACGUGUUCACCUCAGCCGAGGAGCUGGAGCGGGCACAGCGAUUGGAGGAAAGGGAGAGGAUCAUCAGGGAAAUCUGGAGAAAUGGACAGCCGGACAUCCUGGGAACAGGGACAGGCACUAUUGGAAGAGUGCACUACUACUAACACUCCUGGACAUUUGACUGGCUGAGUGCAGUUCUUUGAAAAGCUGUUAAUAGGCAUUUUUUUAUGUAUUGAUGUUAUUGUAAUCUUACAGACCACGGGUACAACUGUUCUGUAUGCAACAUUUGGACCGGGCAAGUUGCUAUCAGUCCCUAAGUCAUGGUGCUUAUUGAAAAAUCAUUCUAAAGCACAAUCUUAGACUUUGACGUUUAAAAAGUAUUUGUAUAUUGUAGGUGAUUAUUAGAAGCUCACUGAAAGCAAAUGCACUUUUGCACCAUGCUAUUUGUGUGUAGAUUUUUUUCUCAAUAUUUUUGUACUUUUUUAAAGUCCUCUAUGUCAAAUCAUGCAGUAACUCUUAUAAAGCAACAUGGCAAUAUACACUGCUGUUCAAAAGUA
This is a messenger RNA of Carassius auratus (goldfish), 1311 nucleotides long. Its product is annotated as protein eva-1 homolog B-like. The transcript is spliced from 4 exons. The record is from RefSeq and is a predicted model, not a curated record. Lineage: Eukaryota; Metazoa; Chordata; Actinopteri; Cypriniformes; Cyprinidae. The coding region runs from base 418 to 918 and encodes 166 amino acids.